CUGGAGAACAGGCUUCAAUGAAAACUGCCUGUUUGCAGCUAUAUGGAGAUUGCAGGCACCACAAUCACUAUUUCCUCUACCUGGCCUGGAGCAGAAACUCCAUCAUCAGGAUAGAAAGGUAGCCUUGUUGCCUAGCAAAGGUGGGAUGAUUUAUCUCUGUCUCUAGAUUGGUCCUUUUUCUUUGCUGCACAAGUGAAUUGUUUUCAGACUUCUAAGGGGAAUGAAGCCAGGCUAGGAAUAGGAGUGGCUGUGGGAGAGCUGCUCUCCCAGAGAGAAGGAGUCACAGCUUUUCUGCUUUUUGUUCCUGUGCAGCACAGGACAAUGGUUUUAUCUGCCCCAGUUAUAGCCCUGGGGGCUACCUUAGGGACUGCAACUAGCAUCCUCGCCCUCUGCGGUCUCACCUGCUUCUGCAAAUGCAAGCAACCUGGGAAAGGACUCUCAGAAAAGGACCAAGAGGAGGACACGGAAAAUACUAAGCCCAGUGUGCUUCAGCCAGUUCAGCAAUUCAACAUUAAGAAAACUGCAGAGCCAGUCCAGCCCCGAGCACUCCUGAAGUUUCCCAACAUUUAUGGCCCCAAACCAGCAGUAACUUCACCUGAAAUUGUUAACUACACGCAGUACUCCCUGAAGACAACAGAAGAACCAGCUGCUGGAAGACAUAUUGGUUUGGAUGAGAACAGGAUGAAGAUACAAGUCAAUGAAGAGCUGUUUGUUCUCCCUCAAAACGGUGUGGUAAAAGACGUCUGUGUCACAGAGCAUUUGAACCCCGAGAGGGCAGCCAGCUGCAACCAGGCCCCUGAACUGCGCUACUGCCUUGCAUAUGAUCAACAAAAAGCUGAGCUGCGUGUGGCCCUUCUGGAAGCUAUGCAUGGCAGAAUGAGUGGGGACCAAGAUGCUGGCUGCCAUUGCUACAUACUGGGCACACUGGUGAGCAAGUCUGGUAUUGCUGAGGCCCAGACAGAGCUCAAGAAGAAGGUGCUUCACACCCUCUGGGAGGAGGUGCUGCGAUUCCCGCUAACGCAGGAGGAGAUGUCAGAGGGGACACUGACUCUCACCCUGAGAAACUGUGACAAGUUCUCCAGGCACAGCAUUGUGGGUGAACUCAAACUGACCCUUGCUAACAUGGAGGAGUCCUUUGGAAUAACCCAGUGUGAAAGGCUAAAGACCCCAGAGAAGGAGCCAUCUACGGGCCAUGGGGAGGUUCUGCUCUCUAUCAGCUACCUGCCAGCAGCUAAUCGCCUGCUGGUAGUGAUUAUUAAGGCUAAAAAUCUCCAUUCCAAGCAGCUGAAAGAUCUACUUGGCAAUGAUGUUUCUGUCAAGGUGACACUGAGGCAUCAGUCCUUGAAGCUGAAGAAGAAGCAGACCAAACAUGCAAAACACAAGAUCAACCCUGUGUGGAAUGAGAUGAUCAUGUUUGAGGUGCCUCAUGAUCUCCUGCAUGCCUCCAGCAUGGAGCUGGAAAUGCUGAGCCAGGAUAGUAUUGGGCAGAGCCACGUGCUUGGCAAGUGCAGCCUGGGCUUACACGUCACAGGCACGGAGAGAAACCACUGGGAAGAAAUGCUGAGGAACCCUAGGAGACAGAUAGCUAUGUGGCACCAGCUCCACAUGUAGGCUCAUCAUGAUUACUGCCAGCCAGAUUUCCAGCAGGCCUCUGAACUGUGGGAAUAAGCUGCAUUUCACCUUCCACCUUCCACAAAGUUGCUUGGCACAGCAUUCUUCUCAUACCACCUUCUCUGAUUUUCCUGUCUCAUCCUAGUCCAGGAAACUGGCUGGAAAAUGUAUUUAAAGAACAAUCUCUCACCUAAUCAAGUGGUUCUCUCAAACAAGGGGUUUGGCUGCCUGGAUGAUUUGAAUUAAUUUCAUUAGCCUGCCCACUGACAUUUCUGUAAAGUCCCUGUUUCUGCAGAGGAGCAGAGAGGAGCAAUGGUAUCAUGGAAAUAUGAGCCACUCUGUGGCAUCUGGCACUGUCACCCAAGUCCUUUGAUGAAUGCUGGCUCCAUAAUCAUAAACAUGUAGCAGAUGUUUUACCAGUCACUGUUUUUCACAAUACUUUACAAGGCGGUGAGAAAUGAAGAUCACAAACCUAACUUUCACUGCAGACACAAAGUAUCAGUAUGAAAGAAAGUGAAGGCAACAUGCAGUAGAUGGAUACCUAGAAAAAGAUACAGAACUGGGGGAGAAAACAGAGGAAGAAGAGAGUGUGAGGCAGUCAACGCUAUCAUCCUGUGUAGCCUUUGAAGCAAACACUGCCAAACAAGAAGUCAAAUACCUUCCUUUACGUUUUUUUUCCUGGAGUGUUUGGUACAUUUUAUUUAGGAUUCAUGAAAACUGCUGAAAAUAUCCAUAUUUCAGGAUCCUUUAGCAGAAUACUUGUAUCUUCUAUCUUUCUACAGUGUCACCCAAGAAGACCCUAAACAUUGUCAAAAAGUUAUUGUUGAUGUUACCUCCAGAAACUUGGACCAAAUCUUUCUGCUUACUGCCACCUUUUCUGUUUGGUUUUUCUGAGCUAGGAAGUUUCAAAUACUAUAAUUAUAUUCCAGGCAACAUCUAAGAUUAGGUAAAAGAAGUGGGAUCAUUUCAUACCUUAGCAGUUGAUUGACGCUUUUGGUUUGACAGUUAACUAUCACAUCCAAAUCCUCAUACCAGCAUUACUUGAAGAUAACCCUUAAGAACUGCCAUGUAUUUCAUCACUUCCAGGCAGAAGGAAUUCACUGACCAGACAGACUCUCCAGGGCUUGUUUUUCUGUGGGUGCUUUCAGGAUUUGAUGUGGCUUAAAUGUGUUACUGUUUACUGUUCUUUUUUUUGUGUGUGUGUCUAGAUGGACUGAAACUCUAGCAUCGGCAGUGAUGAUGUUAUAACCCCAUAAGAACAGUUUGUCCUACCACUUUAUUUCAAGUAGUAGGCACAGCUUUAAGGGACUUCCAUGGGAACAAGGCAUCCAAAAAUCUGAAAAUAGAACCAUAUAGUUUGUAGCACUGAAAAACUCAGAGAACUUCAUAUUGCAGGGUCAGCUUGACCCUCUGUUUAAUUCAAAAUAUUAAGCUAGGCUUUAUUUAGUAUCCAUCCUAUUUUGGUGGCUUGGUCAGAAAAGCCUAGCAGACCGUCAUGUGAAGGCUGCCAUCCCAUUGGCAAAGGGCAACCGCCAGAGCCAGUGUCUGAAAACUGGCUGAAGCACCAGGCACAGAAGGUUAUGAAAAGGGGAAUGAAGUUCAGCUGGAAGCCUGUCACUAGCAGUGGCUGGGGCUGGUAGUGGUACUGACACUGUUUAACAUCUUCAUAAAUGACCUGGACAAUGGGGCAGACUGAGCCCUCAGCAUGUUUGCAGAUGAUACAAAACUGGGAGUGGGGAUUGAUACACUAGACAGUUGUACUGCCAUUCAGAGGGAUGUGGAGAGGCUGAAGAAAUGGGCUGACAGGAACCUCCUGAAGUUCAAAAAGGAGAAGUGCCAAGUCCUACACCGGGGGAAGAACAACCCCAUGCACCAGUGCAGGGCAGAGGGCUGACCAUCUGGAAAGCAGCUUUCCAGAAAGGAUCUGGGUGUCCUGGUGGACACCAAGCUGAACAUGAGCCAGAAACAGGCUCUUGCAGCAAAGGCAGCCAACAGUGUCUUGGGCUGCAUUAGGAAAAGCAUUGCCAGUAGGUUGACAGGGAUGAUCCUCUCUACUCAGCACUGGUGAGGUGAGGGCACAUCUCAAGUGUUGUGUCUAAUUCUGGGCAAGAAUGCAAGAAAGAUAUGGACUUACUUGAGAGAGUACAGCAGCUGGCCACGAAGGUGACUAAGGGGCUGGAGCAUCAUCUGCAGGAGGAGAGGCUGAAAGAGCUGGGACUGUUCGGACUGGUCAAGAGAAGGGUCAGGGUGGGAAUUUAUCAAUAUGUAUAAACACCUGAUCUGGGAGAGGAGAAAAGAAGAUGGAGCCAGACUCUUCUCAGUGGUGUCCAGUGACAGGACAAGAGGCAAGGGCGCAAACUGCAAUACAGGAAAUACUGUUUGAACACAUGAAAAAAACAAAGGACACCCCCCCCCCCCCCCCAACUUCUUUACUGUGAGGAUGGUCAAACACCAGAGCAAAUUGCCAAGAGAGGUUGUUGGGAGUCCCCAUCCUUGGAGACACUCAAAAUCUGAUGGGAUACAGCACUGAACAACCUGCUCUAGUUUACUCUGCUUUGAGCAGGGGUGGAUUUGGACAAGAUGAUCUCCAGAGGUCCUUUCCAUCCUUAAUGAUGUUGUGAUUCUGCUAAGAAACCGACAAGGUUGAUGCACACUGAAAACUCUGUUAUCUUUAUGCUGCUAUUUUCUUCAUAGAUGCUAUAGCCAGGAGUUACAGGACCGUUUUGGCCAAACAAACAAACAAGCAAGCAAGCAAGCAAACAGAAAAGCUAAGUAUGCCCAGUGUUUUAAUUUCUGAUAUUGCUCCACUGGCUAGAGGGUAUUUAAACAAAAAGAAAACUGACUUUUUGUUCUGCUCUAUGGAUUUUUGUUUACUAACAAAAAGCUCUAGGAAACUGUGAAUAAACUAGGCACAGGGUUUUAGUUGACAGUGAAUUAUAAUAGUUCUGUGUUCAUGAUUUGCCUGUAGAUAUACCUGUAGAUUUGGAAUAAUUAUUUCCCUUUAAGUGCAAAAUUCACUGUAAUGUUGGCCUACUCUACAUAUAUGUUCCGUGAUUCUUCCUUCUUUUUAGGGUAAGGAUAAGAAGGAUAACUUCAUGGUAUGUGGCGCGAUGCUAUUUGGCUGGCACAGGAAAGCCUGAAGGGCCAAAUAUUUGCCUUGCUGCCAAGAGGUUUCUCUAGUUCUGCCUUCUGCUUAUUUUAAUGAGCCUUUUAUAACAUCUUGGUGACUGAUUGUAAACAGCAUUAUCUGCCUCUGCCCCUGGUGAUUUUGGCACACCCUGUAAUUAGAUGGCAAUCCUAUAGCAUCUAAAGGCAUAGCCACUUGCAAUCUGAUUUUGCUGUGACAAAAUAAUGUCUUCUUUUACAGCAGAAAAAUAUGUGUAUACACACUACUUAACAACAAAUCUGUCUUACAAGCAAAGUGGUGCCAUCAGCAUUAAAAAACUGUUGCUCCUUGCUUUGCUGCAACGGAAUUUAAACGGGGAAGAGAGGAAGAGUGAAAACACAUGCAUCUUUCCCGGCUGGAUCAUUUUUGUUGUCUGGCAUUUUAGCCUAGAAAGAAUGUUUCUUGCAUUUCAGCUCAGCCUGAACAAAGGCUGCCAGGUGUUUAUUUAAGGAGGCAGCCAUUUGCUAUGCUGGGGUCAGAAGCAAGCACAGUUAAGGGUGCUGGCUGUCCCAAGCAGGAGGAAUGCUGCCUACGUGUGGUACUGGAGGGGCAGGGAUGCUCAGCCAGGGCCCUUUUGAACUCUGUUAAUAGGAGUUGUUUGUCAUUGCAUUCCAGCACCUGCCCAGGGCCUCGCCCUUAUCCCUCUGAACACCUAUAUCACCUGUUUAGCAAUGCUUGUAUGCCCCUGAGCCUCGGCAUCCAAAGGGCUGGAGGUGCUGAACUGGCCCAAGCAGACAAACUGGGGGGAAUUGUUGUGGUAGGUAGACGACAACAUUAUUGACAUAAAUGCAAAGUAUUUGCAAAUGCAUAGUCCCAUCAUAUCCAGCAGCUUCAGAAACAGAAGCUGUUAAAGUAUCACUGAAGUGCAGUAAGUCCAGAGAAAUAAAGCCAUGGUUUUCAGCUCCUGAAGCUGUAAAUACAGGAGCAUCAGCGAACACCACUAGCAUGUUUUAAGUUAAAAGGUGCUGCUUAUAAACUGCAUCAGAAGAGAAGAAGCAAAAAAAAACCCAGUUAUGGCACUUAAUGUUCUUUAGCUACGUGUGUGACCAAAAACAACCAUUAGGGUCUCCAAUGGCUAUUUGGUGGUUGCGCUGAUUAUUCUGCCUACUAUAACGUGUUCAAAUGAAGAAGCUGGAAGUCAAGAGACUUUGGGGAGAAAGGAAUAAAAACCCCAGAGGGUGGGGGCAGUCCACCUGGUGGAAUGAACAAUCCUUUUCACAAAGGGCCAGAGAGUUGUGAAUUUAAGGACAGGGAUGUGCAGUCCCCCGUCCUGUGACAAAACCCGAGCAACAUAUCUACUGUAAAUGAGAAACCGCUUCCACAUCGCAUCCAGCAUUGCAUGGGAGAGAUGCUCUCCUGCUGUGGCCUCUGUUCAGAGGCCAGAGAAAGUAACUUGUGACUACAUUAAGGAGUUAUUUGGUUAAAAUAUAGGUUAUAACCAUGCUGUUUUGCCUCAACCUGCACUCAGAUCUAGAUCUUCCCAGAGAAAUUUUUAUUUUAGGCAAUUUGUGCUACAGUAGACAAGAUUAAAAAGCACAGAUCACUGAUAGUCACUAAAACAUCUCUGGGAUGUUUUAGACUCAUCACCACCCUCAGUCCUCUGCCCCAGUUGUAAGGGGGAGUAGUUGCAGCUGGUCUUCUGUAAGGGUAACACUUUUUCACUGCACAGUUUUCCCCUCACUUCUUGUCCCAGAUAUCCCUGCAUGGUGAUAGGAACCAUGUUCACUUUGCUAUGAGGUAAUAGAUCAGAAAUUAAUGGAAAAUUCCCUUCAAAAGGGCUGGGAAAAUUUUCAAGCUCAAGUAUUCUCCCCAGCAUUACUGUGCUUUCAACACCUUGAACAAAAGUACUUUGCAUUUUGCUAGCAUCUGUCAUCAGUAUUAUCUGGCAGUAGUGUCCAAAGACACCCAUUUUUUUCCCAGAGGUUUUAAUUUGGGCUCUAGAAAUACAGCUCAAGGUUUUGCCCAAAUUUUCCUGAUGCCUGAGAUGAGUUGAGCACAAUGACAUUUAGUAAGGGCUGGGAGACAAGAAGGCUUGGACCACGCUUCUUGCACUGUUUUGAAGGUCACUUUGAAGUUUAAUUGAAUUGAAGGGCAGAGCUUUGGCAGCAUUUUUUUAUGUGUUUCAGAAUUUAACUAUGUCCAAAAAUGUAUUUCAUUCAUUUGCUGAAAGAUAAGCAUGAUGUGUAAAUAUACUUCACACUUUAUAUUGUUUCUUCUGUUGGUAAUAAUCAAAUUGCACUAGAGUAGUAGCAAAGUGAAAUAGUGCUUUGUAGCCUUCCAGCAUGAGAAGGUUACUUGGUCCUUUAGUGUCCCAGUGUGUUUAUUGUACAGAGCCAGAUAUUGUUUGUCAAGUCUAUACUGUUUGCACAGUCCAAAGCACAAAAACAGAGCAUGAGGCUCAGCCAUUGCGUCUAAUGUUAACAGCACAACAUGUACAUCACCACAAGUAAAUAAUUCCAACCUGUAUCAA
Falco peregrinus (peregrine falcon) is the source of this 7247-nucleotide messenger RNA. It is a transcript of the gene SYT13, whose product is annotated as synaptotagmin 13. The record is from RefSeq and is a predicted model, not a curated record. Gene Ontology annotation, molecular function: syntaxin binding; clathrin binding; phosphatidylserine binding. Gene Ontology annotation, biological process: calcium-ion regulated exocytosis; regulation of dopamine secretion; regulation of calcium ion-dependent exocytosis. The transcript has 6 exons. NCBI's taxonomy places the organism in Eukaryota, Metazoa, Chordata, Aves, Falconiformes, Falconidae. Bases 322 to 1611 code for a protein of 429 amino acids.